CCCUAGAUCCACGCCAGCGAUAUUUAUGAUUGUUUUCUUGUUUUCAGGACCAAUAGUCACAUCAGUGAUUGGAAGUCGAAUUCCCAGAUAUAUUCUCUUGGGUGAGACGGUCUCGGUUGCAGCCAAAAUGGAGGCUUUUGGAAAACCUGCUAGGAUUCAUGUCAGCGAGAUGACGCAUGACAUUGUGGCUGAUGCUGAAGAAUUCCUGCUUGAGGAGAGAGUUGACCGAAACAUCAUGGUAAGUGGUGCUGACUACGUAACAUGGGGUUCUACUAUACCAAACAAAAUCCAAGUGGCAACAACGUUAUCGUAUCAUAAUCUCAACCUCAUGACAUCACUGAGGGGCCGAACACGAACUUUCUGGCUGACCAGCCCGACAACAGAAAUGUCGUUUUCGAAUGACUCGUCCAAUCGUGGUCCAUUACCCAGUAACAACGAUGACGAUGUGAUUGUCGACACUGAAUAA
Molecule: messenger RNA, 466 nt
Organism: Gigantopelta aegis
Lineage: Eukaryota; Metazoa; Mollusca; Gastropoda; Neomphalida; Peltospiridae
Product: receptor-type guanylate cyclase gcy-28-like
Exons: 3
Coding region: 26-466 (146 amino acids)
Biological process (GO): response to oxygen levels; cyclic nucleotide biosynthetic process
Cellular component (GO): guanylate cyclase complex, soluble
Molecular function (GO): guanylate cyclase activity
Source: RefSeq, a predicted model, not a curated record